Molecule: messenger RNA, 927 nt
Organism: Quercus robur (English oak)
Lineage: Eukaryota; Viridiplantae; Streptophyta; Magnoliopsida; Fagales; Fagaceae
Product: B3 domain-containing protein At2g24670-like
Exons: 2
Coding region: 73-783 (236 amino acids)
Molecular function (GO): DNA binding
Source: RefSeq, a predicted model, not a curated record
UUCUCUCUUGUUGCUUUGUUCUCCCUUUCUCAUUGCUUUCUACGUCUCUGUUUCUCAAAUUUCUCAAUUGGCAUGGACAAGCCUAUUACCAUCUGUGAGUUUUCCACUUGGGGUGCUCAAAGACGAAGAUCAAAGCCUUCCCUUGUUUACAGCCAACGAUGGAAAGAUAAAGCUAAGGGGUCUCCCAACAAAUAUCAUCAUCAUCACAAGUUUGAGGGUUUGUCUGUGCUUGCUCAUGCCGUUUCACUCAUUACCAGUCCAAAUCAAUCUGACUCUGUGCUAUCUAAAGAAAAGCCACCCAAACCCAAGAGGCAGCGGAUCAAACCCAGACCCAGAGUCACUCAGCAAGCUGGUCCUCACCCACCACCUUGCUUGCCCACCCAAUUCCAGGACAAAAUCAAUGGGCUUAACGGCCAAGAUUUGAAGCUUGUUAUCCAGAAACGAUUGUCCAAAACCGAUAUUAGGCCAUACUUUGCUCGCCUUUCCAUACCAAAUGGUCAGGUGAGGAUUGACUUUCUCAGUAAAGAGGACCAUACCAUUCUGGAGCAAAGGGAAGCAAAUAGAAUCAAUUACAAAGGAAUGGAAGUCCCCUUGAUAGAGCCCAGCCUUGCAGAAUCAACAAUCGUUUUGAAGAAGUGGAAGUUGGGUAGCAGCACGUCCUACAUGCUCAGCUCUGGGUGGCAAAAGGUUGCAGUUGACAAUGGACUUGAAACUGACAACAUCAUACAGCUAUGGUCCUUCAAAGUCAACCAAAUUGUCCACUUGGCCCUUGUUAAGCUUUAGAUUUCUGAACGUGAUGUUUACUAGUUAUUUUACUGUUUCAUUUUAAAUAGAGUGUUGUUUAGUUUAUGAUAGGCUACCCAAAAAAAAAAAAGGUAUUUCUUGCAGGGAAAAAACAGUUUUUACUUUUUGAUAGUCACCCUGAUA